AUGACGGACGGCUGGUCCUUUCAGUUCUACCAGCUAAACAUGGAGGGAGCUUGGUCAUUCCUGGGAUUGCAGGCUAAGAGAGACAGCUGGCAAGCUAUUGCCACCAUGCUUGGGUCUAUAGUCCUGCAUGCACAACAGGCAUGCAACUCCCCUCUCCGACCUAGUCUGUCCUCCAACCAAGCGCCUGGAUCCAAACGGUACUCAGUCGCUUCUGUGGCGCCUAGAAUUAGUUCCCUUCAGUUGGCACCAAUGGGGGAGUUCAUGAGCGGGAUUCAGGAUGCUCUAGACGCUGACACUUAA
This is a messenger RNA of Penicillium expansum, 300 nucleotides long. RefSeq lists its product as uncharacterized. The transcript has a single exon. The coding region runs from base 1 to 300 and encodes 99 amino acids. NCBI's taxonomy places the organism in Eukaryota, Fungi, Ascomycota, Eurotiomycetes, Eurotiales, Aspergillaceae. The record is from RefSeq and is a predicted model, not a curated record.